Molecule: messenger RNA, 903 nt
Organism: Copidosoma floridanum
Lineage: Eukaryota; Metazoa; Arthropoda; Insecta; Hymenoptera; Encyrtidae
Product: zinc finger protein 79-like
Source: RefSeq, a predicted model, not a curated record
AUGUUGGUGUUAAAUAUUAAUUGGCCUACAUCCCCUGAUAUUUCGCUGGAGACGUUAAGCAUUUUGAAUGUGAACAACACCGUUUUAUUGGUGGGGUACUCGUCAAUAUUGGUGGUUUGGGAUGGAGUUCAACUCAUAAUUAAUCUUAUCACUCUAUCACUACCGCCACCGUUCUACGGCGCUUCAAUUCUACAGUCAGAAGUCAUGAGCGUGAUGCUCUUGGUUAAACACAGCAACGAAAUGGAGUUCCCCCGAAAAAAGGUUUUCGUUUUGAAUGCUCCACCAGCGGCUGCCUACUGUCCACCAAGAAACAACCCCAGCCAACCACAGACCAGCAACUCCAGCCCCAGGGCUUCCCACGGGUGCUCCAUGUGCCCCCAAGCGUUCGACGCGCCCAGCAGCCUGACGCGGCACCUGCGCACCCACACGGGUGACAAACGGCACGCCUGCCCCACGUGUACCCGACGCUUCGCCGAAAACGCCGAUCUGCGGAAACACAUGUACGUCCACACGGGCGAGCGGCCCUACCGGUGCUCGGACUGCGAUCGCGCUUUCACCAAUCCCAGCAACUUGGCGAGGCACAAGCGCACCCACACCAACGAGCGCCCGUACAAUUGCAGGGAGUGCCAAAAGUGCUUCGCCAAUCCCAGCAACCUCGCGAGGCACGAGCGCGUCCACACGGGCGAGCGGCCCUACUCCUGUCCGGUGUGCCGGGCGGGUUUCGCGACCUCCGGGGUUCUGGCGAGGCACCAAGUCACCCACACGGGGGAGAAGGCCUUCCGGUGCGACUUGUGUCGGCGCGUCUACGCCGAUUCCAGGAACCUUAGGAUGCACGUGGCGCACGUACAUAAGACUUCCGGGGGAGCUUGCGAUGCCGCGGGUGUGGUACCACAGGCCAUGUAA